Messenger RNA from Phymastichus coffea, 1336 nucleotides. Its product is annotated as hemolymph lipopolysaccharide-binding protein-like. NCBI's taxonomy places the organism in Eukaryota, Metazoa, Arthropoda, Insecta, Hymenoptera, Eulophidae. Bases 531 to 1223 code for a protein of 230 amino acids. The record is from RefSeq and is a predicted model, not a curated record. The transcript is spliced from 2 exons.
UCUAGGAAUUAUAAUUGUGACGAAUAGACUUUGGCCGGUGAAAAAGUCGAGGUUGAAGAAUAAAAAUUAAAAUAAAAGCGCGCAACACAAGGCAGGCAUUAUGCGCGGGAGUUGAAGAGAAGGAGAGGCGAGGAGUGUGUCUUUCCACCAGUGAGAGUGUACGCUACUGCGCGAUGCUCCUGUGGGACGCGCCAACAGAGAGCUCCAGUCAGAUUUAUCAAAGCUUCUUUCUCAGUCGUCUAGCUGCUCUUGUGCCGCGCAGACAUCGGACCAAAAAUCCAAUAGCUGCGCCAGUGCGCGUACGCUGUCGCUGUGCUGCCCAAAACAUCCCCGACUCGUUUUUGGCUGUGCUUAUUUUUUCGCUCGCCAAUGGCCAAUGUCAGUAGAGGAAUAUUGUGAAUAUUGUGAAUAUUGUGCAUAUUGUGAGAAUUGUUCGUUAGUGGAAAGACCUUUUCUAGUGCGAAUUUUGAUACGAAAUCUGUGCGUAUGAUUUUUCAUUGCUUAAAUACAGCCUAGGAUUCUCAAGAAAGAUGUACUUCCGCCUACUUCUCGUCUCCGCGUUGCUGCUGGUAGCUGGUACGCGAGCAGGCCCAACAAUGACGACCUCAUCGGGCACUGCAGAAUUGUCAACAGUGUUUCCAGCCACCGAUGUGAAUCUGUGCCCAUGCAACGCCAAUAAUACCCAGCAAUUGCCGCAACAGCAGCAACCACUAAACAAGAUGCCUAAUACGCUGAUUCACGGCAUGACAUGCCUGUGCCACGCUGGUCCAGCUCACGGAAGUGUCGCGCGCGACGACUACAAGUACAGUCCGGGGAUAGGGGCACACAAGCUGCACACCCGAGCCGCGAGCUGGAACGAGGCCAGAAAAAUGUGUAACGAAGAGGGUGGACACUUAGCAAUUGUCAAUUCUCUCAGUGAAUCACACGUAUUGAUGGAUCUUUUCGCAAAAGCAGGCCCUACUAAAGGUGCCUCGUAUGAUGGACUCGCUUUCAUUGGUAUCCACGAUCUUUACAAGGAAGGCGAAUGGGUGACAAUUCUUGGAGAGUCGCUUUACAAGACCGGCUACACUCAAUGGUCGGACAAGUGGGGUGGUCAACCUGAUAACGGUGCUGGAGUGCAAAAUUGCGGGGUGUUUUUGCGAGAGGGUGGACUCGAUGAUGUCAAUUGCGAUGUGUCUUUCCCGUUUUUCUGCGAAUUGCCUAUGACUUAUAUCAUUCAUUGAUCAACAUGAUUUUUCAUAACAUACUCUUUAGCUGUCUACUCGGUCGUUUGUUUUAAUAACCAGUUCUAUACAAAUACAUUUCAUUUCCGAUGUACAAUAAAAUUCAAUGUAAA